This is a messenger RNA of Corylus avellana, 1920 nucleotides long. Lineage: Eukaryota; Viridiplantae; Streptophyta; Magnoliopsida; Fagales; Betulaceae. The record is from RefSeq and is a predicted model, not a curated record.
AUGAACAUGAAUAGUACCAGAUUUGGUUUUUCUCUUUUCUUCUUCAUUAUUAUUUCUGAAAGCAUGUUUUUGGGCAUGGCACAAAACACGACAGUCCCAGUUGAUGUGGGUGUGGUUCUUGACAUGGGUACAUGGAAUGCGAAGAUGGGGUGGAGUUGCAUAAAUAUGGCUCUUUCUCACUUCUAUGCUUCUCAUACUUACUACAAAACUAGGCUGAGGCUUAACAUCAGGGACUCCAAACGUGAUGUUGUUGGAGCAGCUGCUGCAGCUCUAUACCUGAUAAAAAAUGGAAAAGCGCAAGCCAUCAUAGGGCCACAAAACUCGAUGCAGGCCAAAUUUGUCAUCGAUCUAGGGAAGAAAGCUCAAGUGCCCAUCAUAUCAUUUUCAGCAACAAGCCCUUCUAUUACUUCCCUUCGGAGUCAAUACUUUUUUCAAAUUUCUCAAAAUGACUCACCUCAAGUGAAAGCUAUAAGUGCAAUUAUUCAAGCUUUUGGAUGGAGAGAAGUUGUGCCAAUCUAUAUAGACAAUACUUAUGGGAAAGGUAUAAUACCCUACUUGAUUGAUGCCUUGCAAGAGAUUGAUGCUCGUGUCCCCUAUCAAAGUUUCAUUCCUCCAUCAGCCACAGAUGACCAGCUUGGUCAAGAACUUUACAAGUUGAUGACGAUGCAAACAAGAGUCUUCAUUGUGCACAUGUCACGCAAUCUGAGUUUUCGACUUUUCAUCAAGGCAAAAGAGAUUGGAAUGAUGAGAAAAGGUUAUGUAUGGAUCAUUACCAACGGGAUAAGCAAUUCAUUUAGUUCGAUAGAUGCUUCAAUCAUAGACUCAAUGCAAGGGGUAUUGGGUAUAAAGACUUAUGUUCCAAAAACAAGAGAGCUUGAAAAUUUUACUAUUCAAUGGAAAAGGAAAUUCCAACAUGAUAAUCCAAACAUCACCAACGCUAAACUCAGUGUUGUUGGCCUAUGGGCUUAUGAUGCUGCUUUCGCACUUGCUAGGGCAGUCGAGGAAGUUGGGUUCACAAAUAUUGGCUUUAAAAAGACAAAUGCUUCAAGUAACUUAACUGAGCUCGAAACUAUUAGGGUCUCUCAAAAUGGCCCGAAAUUGCGCGAAGCAUUAUUGGGUGUAAGAUUUACAGGACUUGCUGGAGACUUCAGUCUAGUUAAUGGGCAACUACGAUCAUCUACUUUUGAGAUAAUUAAUGUGAAUGGUAAUGGAGAAAGGAAAAUUGCAUUCUGGACUCCAGAGAAUGGAUUGGUAAGGAAAUUAAAUUUGGCGAACACGAGCACAUAUUCCACUUCAAAGAAUAAUCUAGGACCUAUUAUAUGGCCAGGUGAUUCAAGCUCUGUCCCUAAAGGUUGGGAGAUUCCAACAAAUGGAAAAAAGCUGCGAAUAGGAGUUCCGAAUCAUGGUUUUAGAGAAUUUGUUAAGGUGACACCUGAUCCUAACACUAACACAACAAAGGUCACUGGGUACUGCAUAGACGUCUUCAAUGCUGUAAUGGAAACAUUGCCAUACACUGUUAGUUACGAGUUCAUUCCCUUCGCAAAGCCAGAUGGUGGAAGUGCCGGUAGUUAUAAUGAUUUGGUCUACCAAGUAUUUCUUGGGAACUUUGACGCUGUGGUAGGAGAUACAACGAUCAUAGCGAAUAGGUCUAACUUUGUUGACUUCACAUUGCCAUACACAGAAUCUGGAGUAUCAAUGGUCGUGCCAAUCAAAGAUAGUAGACCAAAAAACCCAUGGGUGUUCUUGAAGCCUUUAAGUUGGGACCUUUGGAUGACAAGCGGUUUUUUCUUUGUCUUCAUAGGCUUUGUGUUAUGGGUUCUUGAACAUCGAAUAAAUGAUGAUUUUCGUGGGCCUCCCUCACAUCAAUUUGGGACAAGCUUAUGGUACAGCUUCUCCACCAUGGUUUUCGCACAUCUAUGA